CAAAUCGCGAUCAAAAUAUCCAUUGUUUUUUAUGUUAUUAAGGUCUUUUGAGCUUGAAUGAACUGUUUUGAAAAAGGUUUCUUGCUUGUGAAAGAUCUGAUGGUUCUGCGUCUCGUUCUUUUAAUAUUGAUUAUCUCACCCCCACUUCUCUUUUCUUAGGCACAUAUCUUUUCGGCUAAGAAAUGGGAAAUUUGCUCUCUGUUUUAGACUCUAAAAAUACUGUUUUAAUUUCCUCUUUGUUUCCUUGUAUUCUGUGUUUUAGUGAAUCAUUAUACUCGGAUGAGAUUGUAAAGCUUUGUGAAAUUGUCACCCAACACUGUGCUUUUAGUUUCAUCUUUAGUUAUGGUUUUACCUAUGUUUACAGGAGUCCAACAACAUGGCUAAUCUGCCCAGACGUGCCAGGACUUUCAUCUCCUUCUUACGCAGAAAUGCUGAUGUGUGCUUUGGAGUUACUUUUGCUGGUAUUUGCUGCUAUUCGUACAUCGAUUAUAUUGAUUUUGGUGGCCAUUGGACGAAAUUGGAGGCCGGUAUUGAGAGGUUACAAGAAGAAAUCAGGAAGGGUGGGGAAACAGAAAUGGUGGCGAAAGAAAGUGGGAGGUAUGAAGCUCGGGGUUGGUUUGGAUAGGAGUUCUUUAUUCCAGUAUUUGUUAAAACAUAUGAUUUUUAUGGGGUAUGAAAAUAUUUAGGGGGUGAUUGUUUAUGGAUUCAUCUAGUUUUAAUUUGGUUUAUUUUUUAACUAUAGUUAAUUUUGA
Molecule: messenger RNA, 752 nt
Organism: Striga asiatica
Lineage: Eukaryota; Viridiplantae; Streptophyta; Magnoliopsida; Lamiales; Orobanchaceae
Source: the annotation of a GenBank genome assembly